Molecule: messenger RNA, 1449 nt
Organism: Indicator indicator
Lineage: Eukaryota; Metazoa; Chordata; Aves; Piciformes; Indicatoridae
Gene: BTBD10
Product: BTB domain containing 10
Exons: 8
Coding region: 1-1449 (482 amino acids)
Biological process (GO): positive regulation of phosphorylation
Cellular component (GO): cytoplasm
Molecular function (GO): protein binding
Source: RefSeq, a predicted model, not a curated record
AUGCCAAAGGAUGCUGAUCUGGCUUUCAAAGCUGCCUUCUUGGAAGGAACAGAAUUCCUUUGUGCUCUGAUUUCAAAAUUACUCCCAUGCUUUUGUGUUUCUUCCCUGAUAGAUACAAGAGGAAGCACCUCAUCUCGUAUUGCUAAAGGAGUAGACUACACAAAAAUGAGCCUCCAUGGUGCAAGUGGUGGACAUGAGAGAUCAAGGGACAGACGCAGAUCAAGUGACAGAUCUCGUGACUCAUCCCACGAAAGAACAGAAUCUCAGCUCACUCCAUGCAUCAGGAAUGUUACUUCACCAACAAGACAGUAUCAUUCUGAUCGAGAAAAAGAUCACAGUUCAUCUCGACCAAGCAGCCCUCGUCCUCAGAAGACCUCCCCAAAUGGUUCUGUGGUUAGCAUGGGGAACAGCAGCAGAAACAGUAGCCAGUCAAGUUCAGACGGGAGCUGCAAGGCUAGCGGAGAAAUGGUAUUUGUGUAUGAAACUGGAAAAGAGGGAGCUCGGAAUGUAAGAACUUCUGAACGAGUAACACUUAUAGUGGAUAACACCAGAUUCGUUGUAGACCCUUCUAUCUUUACUGCACAACCUAAUACAAUGUUGGGCAGGAUGUUUGGAUCAGGCAGAGAACAUAACUUUACACGUCCUAAUGAAAAAGGAGAGUAUGAAGUUGCUGAAGGAAUUGGUUCCACUGUGUUUCGUGCUAUUCUGGAUUAUUACAAGACUGGAGUGAUACGCUGUCCUGAUGGAAUAUCUAUUCCUGAACUGAGAGAAGCAUGUGACUAUCUCUGUAUUUCUUUUGAGUACAGCACUAUUAAAUGCAGAGAUCUCAGUGCCCUCAUGCAUGAAUUAUCAAAUGAUGGUGCUCGCAAACAAUUUGAGUUUUAUCUAGAAGAAAUGAUUCUCCCAUUAAUGGUAGCCAGCGCCCAAAGUGGUGAGAGGGAGUGUCACAUUGUUGUGCUGACAGACGAUGAUGUUGUUGACUGGGAUGAAGAGUAUCCUCCACAAAUGGGAGAGGAAUAUUCACAAAUUAUUUACAGCACAAAAUUGUAUAGAUUCUUCAAAUACAUUGAAAAUCGAGACGUGGCCAAGUCAGUUCUGAAGGAAAGGGGGCUGAAGAAGAUCCGUCUGGGCAUUGAAGGUUAUCCUACAUACAAAGAGAAGGUGAAAAAGCGACCAGGUGGAAGGCCGGAGGUGAUUUACAACUAUGUCCAAAGACCAUUCAUUCGGAUGUCCUGGGAGAAGGAGGAAGGAAAGAGCCGACAUGUUGACUUCCAGUGUGUGAAAAGCAAGUCUAUCACAAACUUGGCAGCAGCAGCAGCAGAUAUACCCCAGGAUCAGCUUGUGGUAAUGCACCCUACCCCCCAGGUAGAUGAGCUGGAUAUUCUGCCUAUUCACCCUCCACCCAGUAACAGCGAGAUGGAUACUGAGGGACAAAACCCACCGCUGUGA